Molecule: messenger RNA, 810 nt
Organism: Dioszegia hungarica
Lineage: Eukaryota; Fungi; Basidiomycota; Tremellomycetes; Tremellales; Bulleribasidiaceae
Exons: 5
Coding region: 1-810 (269 amino acids)
Biological process (GO): mitochondrial proton-transporting ATP synthase complex assembly
Cellular component (GO): mitochondrion
Source: RefSeq, a predicted model, not a curated record
AUGGGCAGAGGUAAAGCCUGGACCUGCCUUGAGUCAGACAAAUCGUACGUCGACCUAGUUUUGCGUCAGCGCAUAGCUGAUCGCCCUCCAGGAGCUGAGAUCACACUCCGUCGGUUCUGGAAGACCGUGCACAUCAAGGAGGAAGAGGACGGGCUGCUCAUCACGCUGGAUCAUCGUAAUCUCAAGACGCCAUCCGGGACAAAGUUGGUCCUGCCAAAGGAUCGGAGAUUGCUGGCGCUGCUCAUAGCGAAUGAGUGGGAGAAUCAGGAUGAGAUCCUAAAGCAGCAUGCGUUGCCCCUGACAUCAUUAGCGUCCAGAGCUAUAGACGGAAUGCAAGAUCCAAAGAUCAGGCCUGGCGUCAUCGACGCGCUCAUGGACUAUCUCGAGACAGAUACGAUCUGCUAUCCCGAGGAAAAGCCCGAAUCACUCGUCAAGCUGCAGCAUCAGUAUUGGGACCCGCUCUUCAACUUGAUGAAGAAGAACUAUGGGGUUGAGCUCGCGCUAGCAGAGGGGUUUUCACCUGCCAAGCAGCCAGAGGAGACCGUGAAGGUGUUGCGGGGCGUAGUGGAGGACAUGGAUCACUGGGAGCUUGCCGCGUUCGAGCGCGCAGUAUACGCCUCAAAAUCCUUUGUUAUCGCUUUGGCAGUUUGCAAGGGCCAUCUGACAGCGCACGAGGCAUCUGAAGCGGCGCACGUCGAGGUCAGGGACCAGAUCAGGCGGUGGGGAGAGGUAGAGGACACUCAUGAUGUGGACUACCAGGACAUCCGGCGGGCAUUGGGUAGCGUAGCUUGUAUCUUAGUCAAGGCAUGA